This is a messenger RNA of Drosophila albomicans, 1485 nucleotides long. It is a transcript of the gene sturkopf, whose product is annotated as lipid droplet-associated hydrolase. NCBI's taxonomy places the organism in Eukaryota, Metazoa, Arthropoda, Insecta, Diptera, Drosophilidae. The transcript has 2 exons. Gene Ontology annotation, cellular component: lipid droplet. The record is from RefSeq and is a predicted model, not a curated record. Gene Ontology annotation, biological process: lipid storage. Gene Ontology annotation, molecular function: lipase activity. The coding region runs from base 386 to 1327 and encodes 313 amino acids.
UAAUAAACAUAAGAAAAUAAAUUGUCGCGGUUCUGAUUAUCGAUGGGAGAGUGGACAGCGCCAUUUAGAGCAGUUGGCAAAUUCUAGCCGGCGAAAUAAGUAAGCUGAUGACUGAACUCUGCCCUUUUUGUGUGCAAUUAAAAUUUACAACAGUAGAUUAAAGCCAAAAAGGCAACCGUAUAGCUGCCAUCAUAUUGGUGAUUAACCCGCGUAAUUGAAAAAUACAAAAGUUAACGGUCUUUAAAGUGGGUUAGUGCUAUUUUAAAAACCGGUUGCAGCGAGGGAAAAGUCUCAUUGAUUUUCACCUGUUUAUGGUAUUAUUUGGUCAUCAUCGAACAGUUGUUCGUUGUUUGUUGCCACGCCAACAAAAACAUAAGGAAGGAAAAUGCAGGAAGCGUUUGUAAACAUAAAUAAUAUACCCACGCAUAUUAUAACGUGGGGCAAAUGGAUUGAAGAGUCGCUCAACGAUACCAAGGAAUUGGUUAUUUGCAUAACAGGUAAUCCGGGAUUGCCUGGAUUCUACACAGAGUUUGGCGACGCACUGCGAAAGGAGCUGGGCUCCAGUGGACAAAAUUUACCAGUGUGGGUGAUAGGUCACGCUGGCCAUGAUGAUCCUCCAGCCGCCAGCAUACGCGAAGUGCCCCAACUGAGUGGCAAUCAAGAGCUGUUCAAUUUGGACGGUCAAAUUACGCACAAAAUCGAGUUCAUCAAGAAAUAUGUGCCGCGUGAUGUCAAAAUACAUUUGAUUGGUCAUUCGAUUGGUGCCUGGAUGAUACUCCAGCUGCUGCAGGAGCAGGAGAUAAGGCAGCGAGUCAAAAAGUGUUACAUGCUUUUCCCCACCAUCGAACGCAUGAUGGAAUCACCCAAUGGCUGGCUCUUCACCAAGAUCGCCAUGCCGCUGUAUUCCGUCUUUGGUUACGUGUUUUUCACGUUUUUCAAUGUGCUCCCCGUUUGGUUACGAAUCCUGCUCAUUCAAAUCUAUUUCCUCAUCUUUUCCAUUCCCAAACAAUUCACGGGCACGGCUCUAAAGUACACCAAGGCAUCGGUGGCCGAGAAAGUUGUCUUCUUGGCCGACGAUGAAAUGUCCCGAGUCCGUGGUUUACAACGCGAGUUGGUGCAGGAGAAUUUAGGGCUGUUAAAGUUCUAUUAUGGCACCACCGAUGGAUGGGUGCCCGUGUCCUACUAUGAGCAACUGAAGCAGAAAUUUCCCCAGGUGGAUGCAAAGCUAGACAGCAAGAAGAUUGCUCACGCCUUUGUGCUGCGUCAUUCCAAGCCGAUGGCCACCAUUGUCAGCAACAUGAUACAGCAAAAUGUGCAAUCCAACUGAGUUGCAGGUGUUGUCAGUUAGCCAAUUGUUGCCUAAUCUUAAUUAAGUUUGUAAGCGUAAAAGGAGCUCUCUCGAAAUUUUUCUUUCCAGACAGAUGCAUUGUGAAUACAAAUACCAUUUUAAAGUUGGUAGAGAAAUAUACACGAAAACGAACAUUA